Molecule: messenger RNA, 1066 nt
Organism: Macadamia integrifolia
Lineage: Eukaryota; Viridiplantae; Streptophyta; Magnoliopsida; Proteales; Proteaceae
Exons: 1
Coding region: 311-844 (177 amino acids)
Source: RefSeq, a predicted model, not a curated record
GAAAGACAGAUAGCGGAAGGAGGUUAGUUGAGAAAAUGGAAAAGUUGGUUCGUAGGAUAUGGUGUGGAGACUUGGAGAUCCUCAUGAAAGACAGAUGCAGCGACAACCCACAUACAUAUACCAACUAACCACCACGUUUUCAACGUUGCUUCCCUAUUUAAUUCAUAUCGACUUCGUAGUUCCUCAACUUUGCUCCACAUGUGCAUAAGGUGUUCUUCAUUUUACCUGAAAGAAACCCUUCUUCUGCUUUGGUUCAUCUUCAUCUGUAGAAAGCAACUUGAAAGAGAGACAAGAAGAGGGAAAUUGAGAGAUGGGUUUGUCGUCCAGAUUCUUCUUCAGUAUCAGGUGGAGACUCUCUUCUCCAAUUGUGUUUCUGUGUUUUAGUCUCCUCUGUUUUUCCUCUUUUACUGCCGCCGAGACUGUGUAUGAGGUCCUGGAAUCUUACGAUUUCCCGGUCGGUCUUCUCCCCAAAGGGGUUUCAAGUUACGAUUUGGACACUAGUACCGGAAAAUUCUCAGUCUACUUGAAUGAAACCUGUACCUUCACAAUUGAUUCCUACGAACUGAAGUACAAGUCCACCAUUACAGGCUACAUCACCACAGACAAGCUCUCGGAACUGAAGGGUAUCAGUGUGAAGGUGUUAUUUUUCUGGCUCAGCAUCGUCGAGGUUACUCGGAGCGACGAUGAAUUAGACUUCUCUGUGGGAAUCGCUUCUGCUGAUUUCCCUGUUGCUAACUUCGAUGAGUCUCCCGAAUGUGGAUGUGGGUUUGAUUGCGAUGAUGCGCAAAUACACGGAGAAUCAGAAUGGGACCUUUUGUCUCUUCCUCUUAAGAUGUUUACUUGAACUUGAGGUAUUACUGCUGAAAUUUGAUCUUGUUUCCUUCGUUUGAAGCUUAAUCGAUCGAUCCUUGCUUAUCCUUUUCUUUUCUUCGUUCCUUCCUUUGAUUUUUCUGGGUUUUAUAGGGUUCUAAUUUUCUACUUUGUUUGGGGAGGGAAUGCAUUUGGAUUUGAUCAUCUCAUUGAUAUCUAUUUUAAGUAAGAAGGGUUCUAAGAUUUAUUUUCUGGA